Rhagoletis zephyria (snowberry fruit fly) is the source of this 1147-nucleotide messenger RNA. Its product is annotated as pleckstrin homology domain-containing family G member 4B-like. The record is from RefSeq and is a predicted model, not a curated record. Gene Ontology annotation, molecular function: guanyl-nucleotide exchange factor activity. Lineage: Eukaryota; Metazoa; Arthropoda; Insecta; Diptera; Tephritidae. Gene Ontology annotation, cellular component: cytoplasm.
AAAUCCUGCCGCUAAUGUUGCGCAAUCAACGGGACUUGAAGGCUUUGUUCGAUGAGUUUUCCGUGUUUUUCGACAAAAACGACUUCUAUUGUUAUGUGAUAUUCAUGAUGAAUAAAAAGACAUCAAUGCAACUGCGACAGGAGCAACGCGAAUGGUUGCAGAAUGUCCAAAAUCAAAUUAACGACAAAUUGGGCAUUGACAGCUUUCUUGUGCAGCCCGUGCAAAGACUGACCAGAUAUCCGUUGUUAUUGCAGCAAUUUAUAUCUGAAUUCUACAAAAGCGGCAUUAGCUGCAAGCCAGUACUGGCGUCUGUGUGCAAGUUGGAGACACGCAUGCGACGCCUACUCGAAGUGGUCAAUCAGGCUGAAGAAGUGGCAGCCAUAGACGAGCUAGCAGAGCUCAACCUACCCGCGCAGGGCUACUUCCGUCGCGCCACCGAAUUUGAGGCGUAUCAUCAUCGUUCGCGCAAGAAAUACACCGCCAAGGUGUUCCUCUUCGAUCGCUGCCUCAUCUGCACAGAGGUGCGCAAGCGACGACUUGCCUAUCGUCAUCAUUACGCUUGGCCAACGCUGGAGCUGCAAUUGAAUGGUAGUAAGAGCAUAACGGUGUUACUGCGCGGUAGCGGUGCAGCGAGUGCGGCUAGCGGUGCCAAGGAAGAGUACGAAUUCACAGCGCAGGAAGCGAGCGCGGUGACGCAGUGGAUACGCUGCGCGCGAAAAAUUAUUGAAAUCGAACGUGUGGAGGCGGCGAUGCGGGGAAAAUUCUCACUGCCAAUGGAUUUGGUGCUCGGUGUGGGAAUGGCGAUAUGGUUGAUAUGGAAUUAUUUACCUUAGUUUGCAAAGCUGCGGCUUUAUAGAUGUAUAGUACAUAAAUUUAGGUACUUUUUCGAAAAAUAAUGGGGGACUAAUAACUCGAUUGUUCGAGGGAUUUUAAAGAUUUAAAUUUAAUUACAUGAAAAGUUGUUUAAGAUUACACGAAGAACAAAAAGAAAUAUACUUAAGUUAUUUUUGAAGACAUUAAGAUACGUAUGUGUAUACAUAUUUUUUGAUAAAAGCUCUUAUUUGCUAUAAUUAACAGCUACUUUUUGUCGGAAGUUAGUCGCUAACAGACAGUCAGCAAAACUUUCAAUAGGCGAAAGACAAUAAAA